Amyelois transitella is the source of this 3573-nucleotide messenger RNA. RefSeq lists its product as uncharacterized. The record is from RefSeq and is a predicted model, not a curated record. The coding region runs from base 263 to 1453 and encodes 396 amino acids. NCBI's taxonomy places the organism in Eukaryota, Metazoa, Arthropoda, Insecta, Lepidoptera, Pyralidae. The transcript is spliced from 7 exons. Gene Ontology annotation, molecular function: protein binding.
UGAGACCGCUUUGCCGCGUAGAGGCGUAUGGACGUGCGCGCGACUCUAAAAAUGUACCGAAUUCCGAAUACGCGACGUUUUUUCAACGAGUUUGUGUGAAACUUAUUCAAUAAAUAAAAAUUGUGUGUUACGUGAGUGUUACAACAUUGUGGUGUGUUUUGUUACGAAAAAUAUGAUUUUUCUUUACAAUCGACUACACAAUGCAAACGAUUUUGAAUUUUAUUUCAACUUAUAGUGUGUGCGAAUUGGUACUGUUAAAAAAAUGUUAACAGGAUUUAUUGUGGUUUCUCUUCUAGUUUUUCACGCCAUCCCGUCAGGGUUGUGCUCUAGUCUACUAUGCGGACGCACCAAAGAGGUGGAAGUGGGGGGCAGCUUCGGCUCCAACACAGCAUUGGCGCUGGCGCUGGUCAGGCCCCCCUCCGCCCCACAGCAGCCCUGCCAGCUCGUGCUGACUGCUCCUGACGCUACCGCCUUCACCGUCAGACUCAUUGACGUCAAGGAAUCAUUUGACUGGGAGCGGACGUUCAACGACUUCGAGGCGCCUCUCCCAGGGUCCGGUCGGAAAUGGAGCGCUAGGAGCGGAACCCACGCCCAGGACACUUCUAGUGAUCAGGCGGCCCCGGUCGCUAAUAGUACUGACGCUUGCAAGCUGUUGAUUUUUAUUGGUGACUCAAAGACACCAAUAUGGCGGCUACAGCUGUGUGGCGGGAACGCGGCCGCCAUUGCAGCGCGGGCUGGUCCGAAACUGCUGCCGCAGAAGAUCAGGAUCGUGUGGAACCCCCCCACUUCUCCUUAUCAGCACACGGAGAAACUGAGACUGGUCGUCACAGCCGUAAAUAGCGGAGCAAUCUGCAACAACGACUCCCAAUACACAUGUGGUGCCACCGGCCUGUGCAUAUCCUCGGACCUGGUCUGCGAUGGCGUCCGGCACUGCCCUGGCGGUGAAGAUGAGGAACCCAGCGCGUGUUCCCACCGCCGGGAGCCCCCGCUCUUGGAGCUGCUGAGGAGGUUCGCCGCGAGGAACCAAGAGCUGUUGGGACUGGACCAGUCCGAUGGGAUGACGAAGCCUUCUGUGAUAAUGAAAAUCACCGAAGGCGAGCAGAAGUCCAACGCUUUCAUGGAGUUCGCUGCGGCCCUGAAGCCAUAUGGACCCUGGAGCUAUCUGGUUGUUGGCAUGUUAGUCUGUGCCACCAUCCUUAUGUUCUGCUUAGCUUGGGAAUGCUGCUGUAAACGCUCCAAGCCAUCAGACACGCCGCUCAACAUACCGCCAGCGUGCAUCGACCUCUCCCCCACAGUGACCGUCACAGCAGCCUCGCAGCAACUCUUCCAGUCCCCCCUCCCCCCAUCCCCACCAGAGUACGAACCGCCCCCCUCCUACUCCUCACUGUUCCCGCGAGCAUUCAAAUCAUCACCAACGCCAGUACCACACUGCUCCCACCAGGAGCCGGACUGAGUGAAUGUUUAGUUAGGUAGUAUAUUUCAAUUUUCGUCUUUGAGAAGUGUAGUGUUAUUUUUUUGUGUGAUUAUUGACUAUUAUGAAUUUUAUGUAGGACAGUAUUUUAUAGACCAAACUUAAGUACAGACUAACCAUUAUUCAUUAGGGAAUUAAAAUUAUAAUAAAUCUUUUUGUCGCAUUUUGUUUCUGUUAGCAAUGUGAUUUAUUCCGAAUUCUGUGGGAAUAGGGUUUCUCCUGUAAAUUACUGUGUUGCCAUAUUUAAUGUAUUUUAACUUCCAAAAAAUUUGGGAGUAUUUUCUUCAACGUCUAUGGUUUACGCCUGCAAUUACGGCAUAAAUAGUAAGGCGACUAGAUCAUAUCUUUAUACAUUACGGCCCUUAAAAUGUUGAAUGGGUGCAACUUAUGUCAAAUACAGUUAAAUUAUAACGUCUUAAAUAUUUAAAGUCAUAUAUUUUCAUUCAAGUAGGUACCUUAGUGUAUGUAUCUAAUUUCAUUAAGUUUAUCAUAACAAAGAUGGCUUUAAACUAUAAAAUUGCGUUCUUAUUUUUUUCGAUGUUGUGUCAAUGAUUGUGUAGUUUUUGAUUCGGACUUACCACUACGCUUCUCACAGAUAUAGUAUUUAAUUAAUGAAUUAAUAAAAACAGGCGAUGGUAUUAAACAUAGUUAAUAAAACUGGUUUUCGCAAAAAAAAAAACACUUAAUGAGAUCUAAAUUGAGAUUUUAUUGAUCGUACAAUUUGUAUUAAACACAGUUACAGAUUGUAGGUAGGUAGAUUUUAUUAGCGUUUGAAAUUUGAGAGGUUCAAGAAUAAUCGUGCCUUUACUGGAAUCUUUACCGGUAUUUAAGUAAGAGUGUUAUAAAGUAUGUAUGCAAUGUACGGGCAAUAUAAAAAAAAAAUGUAUGGCAAUCAUUGUACUUGUAAAUGAUAUGGAGUUGACCUCAUUACUUGUAUGUUAAGUAUACAAGCGGCCCACCACAGCUUUGCCCGUGGUACGUACAUAGCCGUAAAUGAUGUACAUUCUUAACGGUGAAAGAAUUUUUGUGAUUGGUUCAGUAUUUCCCAACAUUACCCCUUACAAACAAACAGAGUUACAAGCUUUUUUAUUUACAAUAUUAGAAUACCUAUCCUAUAUCAAAUGCUUUUAAGCUUUUAAUUUUUAUGAAGUAACAUUAACAUACUUGUGAAGGAAGGUUUAUGAACACGGGGGAUACUAUUUUAAGAUGAGGGGCUAGUAUAACAGCCAAAAGUAUAAAACGAUAUAAGGUGUGUGUAUUUAUAACGAAUGACCUCUUGCUAAGAAUGAUAGCACCAAAUUUUAAAUGAGAAAUAACUUAAGAAGUUUCAGUUGAGCAUCAAAUUUUGAAGGGUGUGAGCGUGAUGGUAUUGCUUUGUAUUUGAAGAAAAAUCUCAUGAAAUCUUGGGGACCAAAGUAGAACUUUUUGUGUAAUGUGAUGUUAUUGUGCCUUGCAAAUGCGGAUUUUAUCUGUGGAAUUUUGAUAAUAUGCUUGCUCAUCGAUAGUGUACAACCUACUUAAUGUCACGAGUGAGUCCUUUUAAAAUAUAUUUUUAUUCUUAUAUGACACUGCCCCAAAUUCCUGAAAUUUAAAUUUGGAGAUAUAAGUGUGUUGUUUUAAGUCAUAACAUAAAAUUAUAUCAUGACGUGCAUAUCAUAACUGUAAUUUUAUUGACAUAUUGUAUAUAAAAAUAAGUAUUCACUUAUCGACAAGAAUUGUUAUAACUUUUUCAUUUUCUUGUAUAGCAACCCGUUUGUGUAUUUUCUUCGUCUAAUGUUUUACACUGUAUAUGUACGGAAACCUGAUAAAAAGUUUGACAAUAUUUUCAUCAAUUUGAGAUUGUUAUUUAUUAAAUUGUUUCUCCAAAAAUCAAUUUAGUUUUGAAAAUGUCCAUAAAGAUUGCGAUUAUUAUAUAUUGUAAAUAAUAAAACAACUCAUAAGUAUUGACUAGUCUCUUAGGAUCUGUUGUAAUUAUAAUAAUUUUACUGCUAAGUAUAUCACUAGCUUGCUAUAAAAUAAUUCCAUUUAAUACCUAAUUGUAACAUGAUAAAAGUGAUAUUUAUAGUGAAAAUAUUGAAAAUUAAAUAGGUAUUUAUUUCUAA